AUGAGACUAAGAGAACUCCAAUCCCUAGAGCUGCCCGCCACGGCAGACUUCCACGUCCACCUGCGACAGGGCGACAUGAUGAAGCUCGUCACGCCCACCAUUCGCAAAGGUGGGGUGGACACUGUCUACGUGAUGCCAAACUUGACUCCCCCUAUUACGACUGUAGCCAGAGCCUUGGAGUACAAGGCUGAGCUCGAAGCUAUUGACCACAGUGUCAAGUAUCUCAUGUCCCUCUUCCUUCAUCCGGAUGUGACACCCGAAGUCAUCACUGAAGCUGCCAAGGCAGGCAUCUCCGGCGUAAAGCUCUAUCCCCAAGGCGUCACCACAAACUCCGAGAAUGGCGUCAGCACCAUCGAAGACUACUUCCCCGUCUUCACCGCUAUGGAAAAGCACGACCUCGUCCUGAACCUCCACGGCGAGGCUGUCAGCGGCCCGCCCGACCUCACGCUUGAGGAGGCCUUCCUCCCCAUGCUCAAGAAGAUCCACGAGGCGCAUCCCAAUCUGCGCAUUGUGCUAGAGCACUGCUCUACUAAGGCCGCUGUCGCUGCUGUCCGCGCUUGCGGACCUUCCGUUGGCGCGACCAUCACCGCCCACCAUCUCUUCCUCACCGGAGACAUCAGCCGCGUCAACCCCCACGCCUUCUGCAAGCCCAUCCCCAAAACCCCAGAGGAUAGAGAUGCCCUCCUCCAGGCCGUCGUCAGCGGCGACACCAAGUUCUUCUUCGGCUCUGACUCCGCCCCUCACCCCCUAACCGCCAAAACCGCCUCCCAAUCCCCGCCAGCAGGCGUCUUCACCCAACCCCUCGCGACGCAAUACGUCAUCCUCGCCCUCGAGGAAGCCACCGAACGCGGCGUCGUCAAGGAGGAGGACGUCACCCAGGAGCGCCUGGCGCAGUUCCUCAGCCUGUCGGGGAGGAAGUUCUACAAGCUUCUCCACGGCGAGGGCGAGGUUCCCCGGAUCAAGCUCGAGAGGAAGGCGUCGAGGAUUCCUACGCAUAUUGCGAAUGAGGCGGGGACGCUGCAGGUUGGGUUGGUGAGGGCUGAGACGCCGAUUAUGAGUUUGAGCUGGGUUUAG
Messenger RNA from Scedosporium apiospermum, 1074 nucleotides. RefSeq names its product Dihydroorotase. Gene Ontology annotation, molecular function: dihydroorotase activity. The record is from RefSeq and is a predicted model, not a curated record. Lineage: Eukaryota; Fungi; Ascomycota; Sordariomycetes; Microascales; Microascaceae. Gene Ontology annotation, biological process: 'de novo' pyrimidine nucleobase biosynthetic process; pyrimidine nucleotide biosynthetic process. The transcript is spliced from 6 exons. The coding region runs from base 1 to 1074 and encodes 357 amino acids. Gene Ontology annotation, cellular component: cytoplasm.